Molecule: messenger RNA, 1387 nt
Organism: Phytophthora nicotianae INRA-310
Lineage: Eukaryota; Oomycota; Peronosporomycetes; Peronosporales; Peronosporaceae
Exons: 1
Coding region: 1-1233 (410 amino acids)
Source: RefSeq, a predicted model, not a curated record
AUGGACCGCCAGCACAGUUUUCGACCAUCGUCGCGGGACGUUCAUGAUCUUAUAUGCGCGGAAGACCACAGAGGUAAGUCCCCUGCUGCAUAUGUUGAACACUUUCGUGUUGCUCGAGCCACCAAAUUUUUCCCGCAUCCAGCCAUUCUGAGCCGGCUCUACGAUUUCCUGUUCGGCGUGUGUGGUCUAUCUGUCCUACACUUUCGUCGGUUCGACCUCACGGCUCAGCAAGAACAAGCAAAUGCCAACCACUUCAACGCGCGCAACUUUUCCGCCAGUGUGGAGCUUCCCAAACUUACAGGAGAGCCGUGUCUCGGUGAUCUGAAAGCUGCUUUGGGUGUUCUGGGUACCUAUUGCAACGAAUUCUUUGACGGCCACACCUGCCGGCUAGUGGCUGAAGCAAAGGAAUUUGCUGAAGAACGCAGUGAUUACGAGUCAUGGUCCCACGCAGAGGUAUCAGCUCUCGCAUUCUGGUGUAGCAACGGGCUGGCUGCGUAUCGGCUUGCCUGUGAGUACGACAUUGACCACCAGACGUCCACACAUCUCCGCGUACAAGAACGCUUUACGCUUCACGAUCGCGAGCUCAGCGGCAUGUUACUACAGUUAUCGCGACAGUCUUGGCGUGGCCCUAUUUACACUGCCCAACAUGCGGAACCUCAAAGCCGGGCAGCCUUUGGCGGCAAGCCGUACUCUCAACCGCCGACGUCGUCCUCGACGCCGACAGCGACGUCGAAGCGCACUGUGCCUGUCGAAGUUGGCCUCGUGGUACCACGUGAGGAGGAUGGUAAACAGUCGUGUCUGCGCUUCAUAUCCAAGAAGGGGUGUCCUUCUACGUCGUCCACGCGCUGCACGCACCCAUUCCUAGCUCACUUCGUUCCAAAGGAGAAGAUCGACCCCGUGAUCAAGAAGCACGUCCAAGACAAACUCGGUGGUCUCAGAUCUGAUCUUUUCCACUUAAGAAGUGAAGUGCGGAGGGACACCCGCGUAAGUCUUACUCUCGAAACUGUCGUCGCCAUUCAAGGUCACCUGGAGGAGAAGCUCCGGUGUGCGGAGCAGAGUAGGCAACGCAGUCGCCGUGACGCCUUCGCUGCUGCUGGCGUCAACCUACCAACUACACUUCCGAGUUUAGCCCCGCAGUCUGGACGUAUCAAGCAGCAUCUGGGCGUAUCAAGCAUCAUCUGGACGCCGACGCUCAGCAAGUUCUGUCCGAGCUUGUCCGCCGUGCUAAUUUGACGUUAGAAGUUACAGUCCGCCUUUGGAGAGGUCAAACACUGAGCGAUCCGCGCCCCAACAAGGCGUUCUCGUGUGAACAUUUAGAGUGGCUACUGCAUGGAUACGAUCUACAACACGUCGUGUUAUCGACAAUUUGGGACGGCGUUCAGCACCC